AUGCUGUCUCUGACCUUGUUUGGGCUCUACCUGGUCUCCGCCACGGCUGUGGUGAUCCUAGUCAACGUCGUCUACCAACACCUCUUUCGCUUGCGGAACAGGACCGAGCCGCCAAUGGUCUUUCACUGGAUACCUUUUAUCGGCAGUACGAUUACCUAUGGCAUUGAUCCCUGCAAAUUCUUCUUUGCCUGCAGAGAGAAGUACGGCAACAUCUUUACCUUCAUACUUCUGGGCCAGAAAGUCACUGUCUAUCUGGGUGUCGAGGGGAAUGAGUUCAUCCUCAAUGGCAAACUCAAGGACGUCAAUGCAGAGGAAGUCUAUAGCCCAUUGACGACCCCAGUGUUUGGAUCCGACGUCGUCUACGACUGCCCCAACUCCAAAUUCAUGGAGCAGAAGAAGUUCAUCAAAUUCGGUUUGACGCAGUCGGCGCUCGAGGCACAUGUCCCACUCAUUGAGAAGGAAGUGCUGGACUAUCUGGAGACUUCGCCAAGGUUCCAAGGCACAUCCGGUCUGGUGGACAUUGCGGCUGCCAUGGCUGAGAUCACAAUAUUCACAGCCGCGCGGGCUCUCCAAGGCGAGGAGGUUCGUUCCAAAUUGACCGCCGAGUUUGCGGACCUUUACCAUGACCUAGACAGGUGCUUUACUCCAGUUAACUUUAUGUUUCCUUGGGCGCCAUUGCCCCGUAAUAAGAAGCGAGAUGCUGCACAUGUACGCAUGAGAGCGAUCUAUGUCGACAUCAUCAACCAACGUCGCCGAGACGGAGGAGAAGAUACUCAGAAAUCGGACAUGAUUUGGAAUCUGAUGAAUUGCUCCUAUAAGAAUGGCCAACAGGUUCCCGACAAGGAGAUUGCCCAUAUGAUGAUUACUCUGCUCAUGGCUGGUCAACAUUCGUCCUCCUCUAUUGGCUCCUGGAUUAUGUUGCGACUUGCCUCGCAACCAGAGGUACUUGAGAAGCUCUACCAAGAGCAGUUAGACAAGCUUGCACAAGGCGGGCCGGGCAGUAACCUUCGACCCCUCCAGUAUAAAGAUCUCGAGCUUCUCCCUUACCAUCAGCAUGUCAUUCGCGAGACCCUACGGCUACACUCCUCGAUUCAUUCAAUCUUGCGCAAAGUGAAGAACACACUUUCAGUACCCGGAACUUCUUAUGUCAUCCCACCUGGUCGUGUGCUUCUUGCUUCGCCUGGCGUGACCGCUCUCAGUGACGAACAUUUUCCAAAUGCAAGCCGCUGGGAUCCACAACGGUGGGAGAACCAGACAACAAAGGAAGACAGCGGCGAGAUGGUCGACUACGGCUACGGUGCCGUGUCCAAGGGCACUGCCAGCCCCUAUCUCCCUUUUGGCGCUGGUAGACACCGCUGUAUAGGUGAAAAAUUCGCAUAUGUCAACAUUGGCGUGAUCCUGGCGACCCUGGUGCGACAUCUCCGAUUGUCCAACAUGGAUGGGAAGGAAGGUGUGCCUGCGACCGACUACUCGUCGCUAUUCUCAGGUCCAAUGAAACCAAGCAUUAUUCAGUGGGGAAAGCGCUCGAAUGACCUGUCCAAAUAA
Molecule: messenger RNA, 1545 nt
Organism: Aspergillus clavatus NRRL 1
Lineage: Eukaryota; Fungi; Ascomycota; Eurotiomycetes; Eurotiales; Aspergillaceae
Product: cytochrome P450
Exons: 2
Coding region: 1-1545 (514 amino acids)
Biological process (GO): ergosterol biosynthetic process
Molecular function (GO): monooxygenase activity; heme binding; iron ion binding
Source: RefSeq, a predicted model, not a curated record